CACUUUUUAUAUUUAUAUCUAUGAUAACACACCCAAAAAGCAAACAAAUAGAGAAAUUCCAACAAAUAAAACGAAGAAAAAACGUGUGCUACUCUGAACAAAAAUUCCCAAUUAUAGGGAACAGAGAAAAAAAGUUACGUGAAAUAAAAACUGCAAAAAGGAAAUGGGACGAGCGUCUCGUCACCACAUCACAAUCACUCAACGUGUGCAUUCAAGUGUCGUUUUUUUAUGUCUACUAUUAGUUUGUGGUGUAACAAUUCAACAACGAUAAAUGUUUAACAAAUCACGAGAAAAAAUCGACCAAAGAAUUGUCCAUUGUUCAUCAUCCAAAAAAACCAAAAGAAAAACAAAAAAAAUCGAAUAAAAAACAAAACGAAAUAUUUAAGAAGAAAAUUCAAUGAAAAAACCUGCUAAAAAGUACAUUCGACGUCGACGACAGCACCAGCAAACGCAACGUGAAUAUGUAAAAAGAAUUAAGAAAGAUAGUAAAAAAGAGAAACGAAACGAAAAGUAAUCCAGCAAAGCAAAAUUGAAAGAGAAAAGAAGAAAAAUUUAUAGCACACUCACACACACAUUCGCAGAGCGUAUAAAACAAAGCACACACAUUCAAACCACUUGAAAGAGAAGAACGUGACAUAAAGGAAAUAUCAAAUAUUGAAACAAAUCGAAGAAAACACGAACCAAUAACAACAAGCAAGAAUAUUAAAUCAUUUGCAUUGCAAAAGAAAAAGAAACGAAAAGAGUUUUUUUUUUAAGAACACGCAACAAAGGAAAAAUUUUUUUAAAUCAAAGUUUUGUGUUUGCUGCAGUGUAAAAAAGAUAAUUUUUUAUAAGGCGAAGCAAAAUACAAAAGAAAUUGAGAAAUUGCAAAUUUUCAUAAUUUUGUUGUGAGAGAAGAGAUACUCGUGUGUGUGUGCGUGUUUUAAUUCGGCGAAGAAGUAGAAUACGGAAAAUUUUUUAUAGAGGAAUAAGAAGAAGAGAAAUCUGAGUUCAACAGAAGAAAGAAGUUGGUGGUAAAACUACAACAGCUCGACUGCACAUUUGUUACCGUUACUUUCAUUGCAAUCUUCUGUGCUCUAUUCUCCUUGUCCUCUCUGUAUUCGUUUUUGCCUCCUCCCCCCACAAAAAAAACCCAACACAAACGCGCAACAAAUCGAGACCUACAAUACUGCUGCGAAUAAUUCCUGCAGUCUAAGCAAGAAAAGAGAGACCUACAACACCAACACCACACACAUCCAAAACUAAGAAACCAAAAAGGAAGCGGUUAAACGUGGCAGAAAAUAAAAAAAAAAACUAAUGAAUUGAAUUUAAUUGAAAAUAAAAUAUAAUCGAAAAUACAAAACUGUAACGAAAUUUAAACACCAAAACCCAAUCAGCGAGAAAAUAACAAAAACAAAAAAAAAUCAUAAACCGAAACAGCCCGUCUAUAACACCAAACGAACCACGACGACGGAUAAGCGUUGUGUGAGAAAAUAUUGAAAAGACUAUUGCUACCAUGCAAAUACAGAGUACAAAUGAGUCUUUGAAAGAUCCUCCUAUGUACCCACAUUCGGGAGGGGGUGGGAAGGGAAUACGCCCAAAUCAACACAGCCAACAGCAACAGCAGCAGGGACAGCAGCAUCAUCAUCAGCAACAUCACCAGUCACACCAUCAGACGCCGCAUCAACAACACCAGCAGCAACAAGUACAGUUACAAGCGGGCUCCUUGCAUCACAGUAACCAGCCGUCGUCGCAAUCAUCUGGCAAUUCCCACCCUCACUCCCAUCAACAACAAACAGCGGCGCCACAUCAACAAACGUAUUCAGUGCCGCUCGCCUAUUACCCCUAUAUAACUUCACAGGCGCCUCUAACGUCCGCCCAACACCAUCCAGGUCAAAAUGCAAGUAGUAAUGUUGGCGGAGCACAACUGGCACCAUCGCCGCCUACGCACACUGGCGGCAAUGGGUCACAGGGGAGUAGCGGAGGUGGUGGUGGCGCCGGUGGGGCUGUUGCAAAUAAUACAACAGGCAAUGCCAAUACCAAUGCUGGAAGUGGGGGUGGCGGUAGGCAAGGGCAGGGUACACAAAAUACCAUAUCGCACUUUACGUCAGGCGCCGCCAUUAUUCAAACGAAUCUGCAAGCACCCGCGGGUAAUGCAUACAUGACGCAACCCUAUCAGUUGCAGUUACCUCAGCACAAUACGACGCAACUUAUGUUGUUCAAUAGUACACUGAACGCGGCAGCGGCCGCUGCUGUAGGUCAACACGGCAAUCCUUCAGGAGGGCAAACAGCACCUAUGUACCAAACUCCAGCGCAACCACAGACUACGGCUGCUCAUCAAGCUACCCUUCAUAAUACCCAACAGACAGUACACUACUUUCAGAAUCCUCAGGUGGCUGCACCGGCUCCUACGCCCAUGUUACACCCGCACCAUUUGAGACAUAGUGGAUUAUUGCAAAAUCCACGUCCGUACUAUUUGAUACCACAACAAAUGCAACCCAGGCUGGGCAAUAGCCACCAACAACCGACGGCGGCAAAUGCCAACUCGACGGUGCAACUAACUACACAUCUUCCGAAUACGGGUCCUAGGGGUCCAACCGCUGGUACCGCGAAUUACGUACCAUCUCCGUUCUGUAUUCCUCCACAAAUACCUAACACGCCUCUGGGGUCGCAACAGCCAACGCUGUUGACGGCAAACUUGGGAGCGACGCAAUUGCAAAAUGCCUACGGUCAUGUGCCAGGCGCAACCAGUGGUUCGACACCUUCCUCGUCACUUAAUAUGACAGCCGGUGGUGGUGCCAUGGGCGCUGUAUCCUCAUCUUCGGUUAAUGAGCACACGGGCACAAAACCACGACGACAUGCUAUACCCAUUGUACACCCCAUUACUAAGGAAACGUUAACAUUCGAACCGCAAACAAAGAGCACUUCAUCCGCCUUGGAAAUCAAAGCACCAACCGAUAUAGAACAUAAACCGGCGAAAGCGACCACAGUGAUACUAACAGCACCACCUCCGACAACAGAGGCCGCUGCGAAAAAUACUGACAAAUCUGUAGCUGCGACGACGACGAAGGCAACGACGACGACGUCUGCAGAAAUAGUAACACAACAACCUUUGACAGCAUCUACAGCCAAUGAUAACCCCAUUGUUGUGGGUGGUGGAGGCACGGAUAAAACAGAUCAACAAAUGCAAACCGAGGCAUGUCCCGCCGAAAAAUCAACUCCUGACAUUGUAGCACAACCAACUGUUGACUCGGCAGCAAUACCACCCGAGGAAAACGACGACACCGAUGCAGAUACCCCCGAAUUAGAACAUGAUGAUGAAACGCAUUUGGAUAGAGGACAACAAACCCGCUCAGCAAAUAUUGGCGAAAACAUAACAAAAGGUAGUGGUGGUGUUUUUGUUGUUGGCGGAGACCGUCACGAUCAGCACGUAGUAAUCGACUCCGAUACAGAUCCAACUACAGAAACCGAUGUCAAAUCUAUGUCGCAACAGGAUGAUGACGCCGUUGUCAUCAAACACCAACAUCAGCAGCAAAGAGUCAAUAACAAUGAUCAACAACAGUUCGUUGAGGCUUCGCCACAGCCCCUAAUAACACAAAACGCCUCUAUUGGUGCCAAUAACAAACCAUCGAAUGGCAAGCAUCCAUACCAUCAGAACCCACAAGACAUGAUUCCAACUACAAGUACACCUGCGGCUGAAACCGCUGCUGCAGUGGAGAAACCAAUCGAAGAUUCCCACAAUAAUCUAACAGAAGACUCCUCUAAAACUAUGCAGAAGAAGGAAGCUGCUGCUGUCACAACGGCGGCCACCGCCGAGGAAGGCAGCCACCAUAAUAUGCCUACCACAAAUAAAGAACUAAAAUCAUCAUCCAGCAAAGAACAAGGUAAAUCCUCGGCUGCAACGAAUACCAAUAAAAUGGGAGCCAAUACAACUACCACACCAUCAUCCAUGGGUAAUGUAAACAAUAAUAAGAAACAACAACAAGCCAUUUCUACGGAUGCUGCCUCUAAACCAACUAAUAGCAGUAGUAGUACAACCGAUGCUAAAGCUGGAGCAUCAUCUGCUCAGCCAGCUUCGGCCGCCCAGGCGUCUGCCGCAGCAGUGGCUAAUGAUGAUUCCUUUAUAACUGUUAGCAAUCGCAAACAUCGUAAGACUGGCAAGCAACAACAACAACAACAGCAGCAGCAGCAACAACAACAACAUCAGCUGUCACGUGCUAAUUCUACGUCCGCGCAACAUCAACAGCAGCAGCAACAACAACGUACCAAAGAUAAUCAAAAGAAGCCCCAGCAGCAACAACAACAACAACAGCAACAACGGCAGCAGCAACAUGAACGCAGCAAUUCAACGGCCUCAAAUGCCAGCACCAAUAAUAAAUCCCAUAACAACAACAAUAACAACAAUAGUAGAAAUGUCACUGCUACAGCAGCUGCUGCUGCAUCAGCAGCAGCAUCAUCGCCAACAUCAAAUGCCCACUUGACUGAUAUUCACAAUGCAAAUAGUUCAAUUUCAUCCAAUGCCAAUGGCAACAAUACUAAACAGCAGCAACAACAACAAUCACAAAAACAACAACCGGCACAUACUAAAGAACAGCACACAUCUAGUUCCAAUAACAAUAAUGUUAAUGCAGAAUCAACAACUGCCAAGGGAGGAGUAGUAGCUGCGGCCGAUACUAAAGAUAUUGAAAAUAACGGCAAACAUGUUAAAUCGCAAGAAAUUGUUGAUCAAUUCUUACAACAACAAACUUUGAAGUCAUCGACAGCACCCGUAAGUGGUGAAGUCUUAGCCGCCAAAUCUAUAUCGGAUGAACAGCAAAUACAAUUCCUUAAUAGUUCCUCGUCAGCCUGCGAAGAAGAAGAGGAGAAACUUCGUCAGCAGCAACAAAAGCCAUCACCAACGCCAGCACAGCCAACAACGCAGCAAAUUGGUAAUGCCGCCGCUUCUGCUGAAGCUGCUGCUGAUGGUGCCUUAAGGGAUGUUCAUUUUGGUGAUUUCAAAGAGGAUGAAAAAAUUAACGAAACCACCCCAACCAAUAGUAGUGCUGCGGGGGCCAAGUCAACAAACGAGCCCUCACCAGCCGCCAACACAUCAGUUGCGGGUGAGGCGGUGGAAGCCAAGAUCCCCGAUGCCGUGGACAAUGGCCGUAGUCAACCGCAUGGCAGACCCGCUAUUGCCCCAUUGCCUUCGAAGCCCAAUAAAGCUCUGCAUGUCACACCUACCAUACAGAAACACUCUAAGGGGGGCAAAAGCAGUUAUCGUUACAGUUUGAACGAACUGAAAUUGUUGGCCAAAUCCGAAGAAUCACAAAAACUUCCCUUGGUGCCUUGCGAAAAGGGUGGCUGCAUAGCUUCGCUAUUUGUCUCCCGAUCCAACAAUCAGCAAAAUAUGCAACAGCAACAAUACCAGCACAUGAACUUUAGCGAAUCCAUAGACUUUGUGCCUGGCAAACGUGUUGGCAACCGACCCCAAAGGAAACCCUAUGAUCAUCGCUCAUCUUGCGGCAAUAUUGCUGGGGCAGCUGGUGGACCCCCCGGCCAUGGUGGCGCCAUGAUUGGCUCUACCGGCGGCAGUAUCAGUGUUACAGGCCCUAGCGUCACCCGGCAUAUGAUUCGUGUGAAUCUCUCGCUUAACGAAGAGAUUAAACUGAAUGAAAGUGAGAAUGCUUGGCAACCGGAAACAUUGCGCAACAAACAGAUUGGCGGAUCAGCAGCAGGUGCCAUUGGCAAGGAAAGCGUUGAGUCGGUAUUGAAGAAAGUGCGUGGUGUGCUCAACAAAUUAACACCCGAAAACUUUGAUGUGCUGCUGAAGACAAUGGAGGCCAUUAAUCUGGACAACAAGGAGAAGAUGCAAGAAGUCAUGUUGUUGAUAUUCGAAAAGACUAUUAGUGAGCCGAACUUUGCUCCGACCUAUGCGAAAUUCUGCAAAGUGCUAUUCCAGGAAUUAAAGCCGGAAAGCAAGACGACCUUCAAUACGUCUCUGAUUAAGCGCAUUCAAAUUGAAUUCGAGACGAAUGUGAACAAUGCCGAUGCCAAGAAUGAAAAGCUGAAACCUCUGCUUGAUAAAUUGGAUGCAUGCACAGAUCCCAAGGAGCGUUUGGAAUUGCAGGCGGAACUGGAGGAUCAGGAGUAUCAAUUCCGUCGUCGUGCCUGGGGUACGGUGCGUUUCAUUGGUGAAAUGUACAAAUUGCAAUCGUUGACGGGCGAUCGUGUUAUGUUGUGCAUUGAAUCUCUCUUGGAGCAUGGCAGUGAGGAGAAACUGGAAUAUAUGUGUAAGUUGUUGACCACCGUGGGUCAUCUGUUGGAGACUAAAGUUGGUGCUGAGAAGACUGUUACUCGCAUGGAUAAGGUAUUCAAUAAGAUCAACGACAUCAUCAAGUCCAGCAGAUCCAACAAAAAUGCCAAUAGUCAACACAAAAUCAGCAGUCGUGUACGUUUUAUGAUGCAAGACGUGGUAGACCUGAGGGGUCGUCAAUGGGAUCAAUCUCCUUCAAGUGCGGCGCAAAGUGUCCCCGUUAGUUUGGGAGGUGGUGGUGGAAGUGGUGGUGGCAGCGUGAGCAGCAACAACAAUUCGCAACAUCAAAAUCGCCGUCGCAAUCAGGAUGACAAGAAUAACCGCAACAGCUAUGAUCGUGGUGGUAGCUCCCAACGUAUGGGAGGCGGUGGUGGUGGCGGCGGUGGUGGUUAUGGUAACAAUAACCAAGGACGCCGCAUGGACCGUGAUGGUUACUACAAUAAGAAUUCACAAAAAUCCAACUAUCAAGCCCAAGAUCAAAGUCUUGAUAUUAAGAAAUUGAACUUCUCUCGGGGCACGGAUUCCUCAGAAUCCAAUACAAAACUGGGCAACAGUUCUAUUUACAUGUGGCGUACUUCUUCGGGUCGACAAGCUGGAUCUUUGUUACAAAAUGCUAUAGCACCUCCUUUCGGUGGCAUGUCAGCAACUGGUUCAUAUAGUGGCCCGAGUAGCAACAACAUGAACAAUUCGAUGAACAAUGCCAUGAAGCGUAUUCCCAGCAAUCCUUUCCAUGCCUUAUCUACGCGAGACACCGACAAUGAUCGUCAUCAAAGUAGCGAUGUCGAAAGGCCUUCCGCUUCUCACACCUCGGACAGUGGUUCUGAAGGUUCGGACGAUGAUGAUAAAUCUGUGGUUAGCUACAAUGCCAAGGAGGUACGCAAGCUGAUAAAUGGCCUUGUGGAAGAGCACAUGAAUUGCAACAGUUACGCCUGGCAAAACGAGGUCUUAAAAAUAUGGCGUGCUUACACUCUGAAGCAACAUGCGGAAAUAGUACACUGCCUAUUGAUGGAUUAUUUACAUAUACGUGAUGUGACCAAAGAUCACAGAUCUGCUGCUGCCUCAAUAUUCAGCUAUUUGCUGAGGACAAAAGCAUUGGAUAAGAAAACAUUUGGCCGUUCCUAUGAUCAAUUUGCCGAAGAGUUCAGCGAUAUGCUGGUGGAUGUGCCCAAUGGCUGGACAUAUGUCUUUGAGUUUUUGGGUCCCUUACUGCAAGAACGUCACUUGACAUUUGCCGAUAUCUGGCGAUCAGACUGGAAGGAUGAUCGCAUUUUCACUCAACGUUUUGUGAAGGCAUUUAUUGUCCACUUUACCAAAGAAUUCGGUACGAAUUAUGUAAGGGAUUUGUGGCACAGAGACUUGAAAUUGGAUCGCGGCCAAAUAUUUAUGAGCGACUCAAAGCAAUGGCAAGAGUUCAUCAUCUCCCAAUCACUGCAAUACAUUUAUGAUGCUAGCGCUAAACCGCCCAGCGAUUAUACCAGCUGCAGCAGUGCAACAGUCGACAAGAAAGUCAAACGCUUAGAGCACCUCCUGAAAAUUGGGGGCAACAGCAAUUGCGAUGUAGCCAUAGAUUAUAUUAAAACUAAUGUAAAUAUUAAUGACGAAUUUUUAAGACAUUUUGCCCGUUUCCUCUGCUGUGAUUAUGCCACUGUGAUGACGUCCUCCUCCUCAAGUAGUAGUAGUAGUACAAAGAAGAGCACCAGCACCACAGAUUCAGGCAGCAACAGCGGCGGCGGCAGCAAUACGAAAAUACCCCAAGUAAAUGACGAACUCUUCCGCAAAAAUUGUGUGCCAAUGCUGCGCCUGUGCAUAGAUGCCCAGGAGAAAUAUGAAUUGGCAUGCCUUGAUGCCGUCUACGAUGCGAUACAACAAGACUAUUCUGACUAUGCUGUGGUCGAUGACAUAACAUGUUACAUCUUUGAACUACUCUACGAUUCCGAACUAAUAGCCAAGGAAUCACUGGACAAGUGGUACAGACAACGCCAGGCGGGCGAUAUGAAAUCCUCAACAUCCUCCUCCACCUCCUCAUCAUCAUCAGCGAAAGCAUCGCGUGGCGGUGGAGGUGGUGGUCAACACUUGAGUACUAAACUCCAGGUUUUCUUACAGAAACUGCUUUAACAACGUUGUUGCUAAUGAUGGAUGAAUCAUGAAAUCGCAUAAAAUAUAUACCACAUACACAAACACACACCAUAUACAUAUAUAUAUGAAUGAAGCAAAUAAUGAUGAAUGAUGAUUAUAUUAUGAUGCAUACACAUACUACAUAGCAACGACUACAGGAAAAGUCCCAAAUAGACUGCAACAAAACAAACAAAAACAAAUGCAAGAAAAAACAAAAAACAACAACAUAAGUUUAUCUAAUUUUUCUAAUUUAGUUCAAAAUGAAAAACAGCAAAAUCAAAAAAUUUACCACACCGACCGACACACACACACACACACAAUGUAAAACGAAGCAAAGGCAAAAACUGUAUGGAAUCGGUCGAAAUUAAAAAACAAAAAAAUUUAAAAAUAGUAAACUAUGUACGUAUAUGGAUAAUGUCACUCCCACUUCCAACUCAAAGACAGAUAGACACCACACCAUACCAUACCACAGACAUGUACUUCAGAGCAAACAAAGGCAGGAUCCUCAAGAAAAGUCAAAAACCCCUUAACGAGAUGAAGACUCCUAUACAUACAAGCUCCUUGCUUUACUACUCGUAUCCAACAACAACAACAACUUCAUCAUGCCGCAGACACACUUUGAUCAACAGCAAAAUUUCAAAAUUUCCAUAGAAAUAAAAAAAUUGGAAGUAAAAUAAAAUCGAUAUGAUGCAGCAA
Messenger RNA from Stomoxys calcitrans (stable fly), 9082 nucleotides. RefSeq names its product myosin-2 heavy chain, non muscle. Gene Ontology annotation, cellular component: eukaryotic translation initiation factor 4F complex. The transcript has 8 exons. Gene Ontology annotation, molecular function: protein binding; mRNA binding; translation initiation factor activity. NCBI's taxonomy places the organism in Eukaryota, Metazoa, Arthropoda, Insecta, Diptera, Muscidae. The record is from RefSeq and is a predicted model, not a curated record. The coding region runs from base 1496 to 8386 and encodes 2296 amino acids.